AUGACCGCACGCCACUCCUGCCACUUCUUUUAUGCUUCGCUACGUAGCGGUCUGUCGAGGACGGCGCUCCAUCCGACUACGGUAGCUGCCGCCGCGAUGAACCGCACCUCUGCUGUCUUCAUUGACUGGAUGCAUGACGGCAACUCCGCGCUUCACGGCGAUGUUGUGGUAUGGCUGCGCAUUCUCGCAGAUACCCAAGACAGUUCCCUCUUGAAAAGUGCAGCUGCGUCCUCCUUCGCUCUUCUAGCCGGCUGCUCAGUUGUCCUUCCGUGCCCGCGUGGUGCCGCUGCGUUGGUACCGCGCGGUGCUGCUGUUUUUGUGGACGGGGCAGCGGAGAAUGAGCUGCGUGUCGUGUACGCGUGUGAGGGUCCACGGAGGGUGUCCCUCCACGAACGAGUCUAUGACUGGAUGGCGCAUCAGCUGGUGUAUGUGAGGGAACGGGUGCUGCUCGCCGUGGACGGUGGCGCGCCGCCUUUCGCAGUCCACUUUGCCGUGGGGAGCAGCGCUCAGUCCGGUCUCGUUGUUGUGCAGUCGGAGCAGAACACAAACGUGUUUCACGUGCGCACCACACUCGCUGUGCACGAGGGCCUCGUGCCACUCAUUGCAGAGUUGCAGACACGAUGGAGUCCGGCGAGUGGCGAACGGCGGCGUCAUUCCUUUCAGCACGGAUGUCUCACAGAAAACAUAAUGGGUAUUGUCUCGUACGACCCUGAUCGACACACCUCCGCCUUUCACGUGGCGGCGUUGCUGUCCCCGCAGCGCCCAUCUUCAUCCUCCACGCCGACGCGUGCGCUGCUGGACAUGACGACGCCUGCGCUGUACGACGCCGACGGCGACCUCCUCGCCUCCUGCGGUCUGGCGCAGCGGCUUGUCUACACUCGAUGUACGCUAACUCGCACGCACCUCCAGCUCCUGCCGCUCAUUGAGCACACCAGAGUUGCGUUGGAGGUUCGAGUGGAGGGCGCUGUAGCGGGUGGGAUACACGCUCCUGGCAGCGCGACAUGGCGUGUUUGCGGAAGGCAGCGAUAUGAAGGUGUUGUACGCAGGCAGCUGUUAGUGGACACGGCGGAGUGGUCGGUGGAGCCUCUUCAGAAAGUGUGGAGCAGUCCCAUAUUUGCUGCAGCAUCAACGGACGGCUCUGAGGGUUCACGGAUGGUACGGCAGCUCGCGGCGACGCCUGUUUUAGUGGGCGAGCGACGGGCUAUUUCGUCCUCAGCGAAAUGGCACACCGUGCGGCUCCCUUUGCCCUCUGCCCCAACCAGCGAGAGACGAGAGUAUUCUCUUACCACCUCUUUCCUGCCCAUCGUGACUCCCCACGCUGACGCAGUAGAAACGGUGUUUUUGUCAGCACAGUGCCGCCAUAUGGCAGCGACGUGGUGGCAGCCCCCACCGUUGCUGCCGUCCCGUAUCCUGUGCGCUGUGACGUACUGCAGCAUGUCCGAGUGGCUUCUGAUCGCCGUGGCGGCCUGCGCGCUUUCGUUGCUACUUCGCCUGUCUCUGCGAUGCAGCGUGACUCGGCGAUUGCGCCGGUGUGCAGGCGUGUGA
Leptomonas pyrrhocoris is the source of this 1545-nucleotide messenger RNA. RefSeq lists its product as hypothetical. NCBI's taxonomy places the organism in Eukaryota, Euglenozoa, Kinetoplastea, Trypanosomatida, Trypanosomatidae. The coding region runs from base 1 to 1545 and encodes 514 amino acids. The record is from RefSeq and is a predicted model, not a curated record. The transcript has a single exon.